Molecule: messenger RNA, 951 nt
Organism: Polychytrium aggregatum
Lineage: Eukaryota; Fungi; Chytridiomycota; Chytridiomycetes; Polychytriales
Exons: 5
Coding region: 1-951 (316 amino acids)
Biological process (GO): tRNA modification
Molecular function (GO): RNA binding
Source: RefSeq, a predicted model, not a curated record
AUGAAGAGACUACCGGUGGAAGAGGGCCAAGACCAGGCGAGCAGCCAGCCCAAGGCCGCCGCCCCCAAAAGACAGAAAAAGGACCAGACUCACACCAUCCCGAUCACCCGCGGCCGCUUCAAGAAUCGCUAUCUGCGCAAGCACGCCUCUCUGCUUCGCAAGAUCGAUCCGCCGCUGGGUCUGCUUGUGUCCUGCGGCGUUCGCAACGAAACUCGGGCACUUGGCCAAAUACGGUCGUUUCUGGAUGAGUAUGUCAUCAAGCUCUUCCCCGAUCACAAGACGGUGCCUAUCCCGGUACCGGAGGAGCUAGACAUUGAUCUGGAGAUCGUCGGCGAAGCCGCAGAGCCACCACGGCGACCGCACCGUGCAAAGAAAGAUGACGAGGAAGGCGGCAAGCAGCUCAGCAAGUUCCAGGUCGUUGACACCGCCUGUGCUGGUCUUUUGUUCAUCCGAUUCCGGAUCGACGUCGUCCCCAAGACUUUUGUCGAAGCACUCUUUGAUCAUGUCGCGAGUCUGGAAGCCGAUGCCGCCGGAGAACUCCUCUCCAAGAUCAGCCACUGCUCGCGACUGCUUCCCAUCCACCACGUCUGCCCAUCGGACAUCAAAGAGAUCGUGGACACCAUCCGGCCCCUGAUGGAAAGCGAACUGCCGGUGAAGAACGCGGACGAUGAGGCUCGACCAGCCACAGUCUGUAUCGUUGCAGAGAUACGCAACUGCCCCACGAUUCCAAAGGAAAGCCUCAAGCACGAGGUGGCGGCGCUGAUCCCAACGCACUUCAAAAUCGACUUGACCAAGCCGGACUACGUCAUCUUCAUAUCGAUAUUCAAGAGCGUCUGCGGCGUAUCAAUCCUCCCCAGCUUCUACGACAAGUAUCGCAAGUUUAAUCUGCACAUGGCUUCGAGAGCGCUCACCUCAGCAAAUCAAGGUGCCGCGGCUACCAAGCUGGCAUAG